Pyricularia pennisetigena is the source of this 1056-nucleotide messenger RNA. RefSeq lists its product as uncharacterized. Lineage: Eukaryota; Fungi; Ascomycota; Sordariomycetes; Magnaporthales; Pyriculariaceae. Bases 1 to 1056 code for a protein of 351 amino acids. The record is from RefSeq and is a predicted model, not a curated record. The transcript has a single exon.
AUGGCACCCUCAUCUCGCACAUCCAAGGGCAAAAGCUCUGGAUCCAAAAAGGCAACCGCCGCAGGAUCCAUCCCCAAACCCUACCGCAAGAUCCCAGACAGCCUUUCUCCCUUUGUCGAAAUACUUGAGCCGGAGCAUGUUUACGUGGUUCACGUGGAUGCCAAGCCGCCCGCCUUCAAGCGCAAGAUCUUUAUGGUUCCCGUGGCCCUCAACCUGGCCGUAUUUGCCCUGUUCGUCCUGCGCCUGCGCUACAUCGCCCCCUACUACAAGCAGCUCGCCCUCGCCGCCGCCGGCAACCACGUGCCGGGCAUCUCGCUCGACACGGCCGCCCUCUCGUGGCCGGCGCUGGCUUGGAUCAUCUUCCGCCGCGGCUUCACCCUCUUCCUGGAUCUGGUCCUGCUCAUCUUCGUCUGGCCCUGGCCCGUCGAGUUCUGCCUGGGCCGCACCCACGGCAACCCCUGCCUCUGGCGCUGGCAGGUCGGCUUCCGGGACAAGGAGGUCUAUGUGCGUCGCAGCCGCGAGUGGGACCGCCAGCUGGUGGGCAGGGACGUGCUGACGGACCAGGCCCCGCGCAGCCAGCUCGCCACCUACGUCCGCAACGCCACGUCACCCGUGCUGCUCAACGACAAGACGGGCUACCUCACCAUGAACGGCGACUGGGACCUGGACUGGGCCGCCAUGAUGUACGCGCACAAGCUCGUGGACGCCAAGGCGCUGGCUCUGGACGCGUUUCGUCUCGUCGUGCUGCUGCAUCACAAGGAACACGGCUGGCUGGUACUUGACACGGGCAGUGGUGUCGGCGGGGGCAGCAAGGAGGAUGAGCGGAGGCGGCAGGUUUUUGCAUUUCGCGAGGCGCUGGUCGGCCUGGGCAAGGAGGAUCUCUUUUUCCGCUGGAUCGAGACUGUCCAGUUCGAGGCCACACAGCCCGGUGGCAUGACCGAGGAGAAACAGGUUGCUGUUGCCCAGAAGAUCCGGGAUCUCUUCCAAGAAGAAGGGAUCGACUUUGACGGGCUGUGGAAAGAAGCAGUGGGGAGCAAUAGCCUGGCGGGGAUGUGA